Zeugodacus cucurbitae (melon fly) is the source of this 3956-nucleotide messenger RNA. RefSeq lists its product as uncharacterized. Lineage: Eukaryota; Metazoa; Arthropoda; Insecta; Diptera; Tephritidae. The transcript has 4 exons. The record is from RefSeq and is a predicted model, not a curated record. Bases 1187 to 2995 code for a protein of 602 amino acids.
GGUAAAAAACCACGAAGCGAGCUCAUUGAAAUCACAACAACUUUACAUAUUGUACUUACUCGCAUAUGUAAGACCACCGAGCGCCUUUGUUUGUUUGCACUGGCGUUUUGAACUUUUACACGCUUGCGGGCGCUUGCAGCCGAGCGCUCUACAGCCAACGACGACAGUUGUGAGAGUUGUGGCAUUGGUGUCGGUGUCAUGCAGUGACGUGACGCACUCAAAGCAAGCAAGACAAGGGCCACCACACAACAGAUAACACCAACAGAAGUCACUGUUGCGAGGACUUUGACGCGCGCUCUCUAUUUUCAUUCUUUCACUUACUUUAUUACACGGCAGUGCGGGUGUUUGGUGUUGUUGUUUCUUGUUUUUUGUUUUUUUGCUUGACUUGCCUUUCCUUUGUCUUUUGACCAUGUUCAAGUUGAUUUGUGGUCGGUGCUGCUAUGUGUUGGCAGCGAGUGUGGCACACAGUCGUGACAAGCGAACAAAAUAACAAUGGCGAAUGAGGCGAGUGAUUAAAAACGGCACAAAUGCCUUUGGCUGAAAAGUGUAGCAAAGAAUUUGCAAUUUGCUGUGUGAAAUUUGAAAAUAAUUUAAAGUGUACUAAAGGUGUAAGAGAAGUGGUUUUAUAGAAAGAAAGUUGAAGAAAACACACGUUUCUGCUCUUCGCGCAUAAAAGUAGGCAGUGAAAAAUGCCAGGCAGCGACAUUGAUUAGCGUUAAAUUUUGGUGUUUAGUAAAAGCUUUGUUGUGUUACCACAACAAUGUGUGUACAGUAACUUGCUAAAAGUUCGGUGAAAAUGGCAAAAACAAAACACUCAAUGAACGUAGCUCGGAAAUUUGUUUUCCCCAAACAUAUGUAAUUCUUGUAGCAUACUUUGAGGCGCUUAACCAACAUUGAACCACUAUGAAAUCCUUGACCUAAACCAAUGCCGUCACUGCAACUGCAACUGAAACUUCAACAAAACCAAAGCAUAUCGACGGCAACGAGACAAGUUCAUGUAACAAAAACAACAACAAAGCAACAAUAACAAAGACGGAAAUAGCAACUACAAAUUAGACACACAUACAAGGAAACUGCUAAUUUAACUAACGGCACUAAUGUUGUCUUCUAAACCAAAGUUACCCAACAAAAUAUAUAGAUUUCCUGCUAAAGACAUUCCGCAGCUGGGGAUAGCGCACACAUUCCCAUGCAAAUGGUUGCCCGUCCUCGGCGGCUCCGCGUUUGCUGCACUCUACGUCUUCGUCGAAAAGUUAAAACACACAGCGCUUACAUAAAUGUUAAUAACGGCAAAUUAAGUGCAACACAGCCAACGAAGGCAGCUAUAAACAUUACAAAAACACUAACAACAACAACAAGUUCUCUAACUUUAACGCAUAGCGCAACAACAAAAGCGCAGCGCAGCCACAACAGCGCGUCAGCUGUGCGUAGCAUAAGAAGCUUAGCAUAUGCGUGCAGGCCGCAACGGCCAGCUGAGUUAAAAUCGGUGCAACGCCAGUGUAAGUGCACACCAACACAGCUGACUGUGUGCGCUUGCAACAACAGCCAGCGCCGCGGUAUUAACGCUUGCGUCCAACUAACAACCGAACGCCUCGCUUUAAACUUAAUUUCCCACGGGUUUGUUGUUGUUGCUGUAUCCUUAACGGUAUUGCUAGAACGUUGCUGCAGCCGGUUCAUCAUAUCAAGGACCACAGCCAGAAGUAAAGCUCAAACUAUUAUCCAACGCACACGCACACCGACACCUACACCGACAGCCAAUUCAUUGCGGCUGGCUGCUGGCAAAUCCCAUUGGCCACAAGCGCUACACACGACGCCGCCAUCAACAAUGGGCUCAUGUUUGGGGCGCUGUGUGUCGAAGGAUGUUAAUGGCGGCGGUGUGGCCUCCACCGCAACAUCCUGUUUGUGGCGUCAGCAGCAACAUGCAACAGAUGAACAAGAAGCGGAACUCGUGUCGAAUGCGAGCGACAAUUGCCCGAGAGAGAAUUUCAUAUAUCGCAUUAUUAAGUUCAAAACGAAGCAAAAACGACCACAGUUCAUUGACAAAUUCUGGGAGCAACAGGAUAUGCAAUAUACGAAAUUGCCUAAUAGAAGUGGCAGUGAGGGCCUCUCCGACAUACAGCUGCAGAACCUCGACGUACACAAUUUACUCAGCAACACCAUUCUCGCCAAAGAGUCAGCGCUCAAUUACUGUUUGACCGAAGCUCAAUAUGCCGCGGCCAGCUCGCGGGCCAGCUCCUCGCUCGAUCUGGAAUGGGAGCACGAGUAUGCGCACAUGCGCCAACUCUAUCAGCCGCCACCGCACACGCACCGCAGCACACAGUCGCUAAUUAACGGCAGCACGCUCAACAGCAACAACAACCUCGCGCAAUUUACCAAUUCGAAUAACACACCAACUCAUCAUUUGCACACGCUCAACAACAACCAGCACACGAAGAGUCUGAGCAAACGUAGCCACACUUACGAUAAUCACCCGCUGCACGUGCAACUCAACGAUUCAUGGCAAUAUCUGAGCAACGACGAUGAGCAACUCAGCUCAAUGGCUUCAUACACGCAAUCGCAGUCGCUACCGCAUGCGCCACUAAACACCGCCGCAAUGGCGCUGGCGACGGCCAGAGCUGUAGAGCGCGGUGAGCAACGCAUGCGCACGCGUCGCGUCGCACCGCCACCGAUCAACGAACGACGCAACAGUUCCUUUACACGCACCUCCUCGUCGCACAACUCAUGGUCGCAUAUCUCGACGCCGGAGUCGCUCGAGUGGGAUCAGGAUGAGGAGCAGCAGCGGCAGCUGCGUGUGGAAGAUGACAACUUGGACGACGAGACGCUCGAGCUGCUGCAUCAGAUUGAGCAGUUGAAGAACCGCGUGUUAGACGAAACCGGCGAUGGACUCUACGAUGAUGGACUGAUGAUAGCUGCGGGGGAGAGCGAAGCGGGCGAGGGUAUACAAUUCAUGAUCGGUGGUCAGUACAGCGCCGAGGAUGGACGCAAAGAUAUCAGUUGAUCAUGUGCAUGCGCCUUUUGGGUCAUAAGGGGAAUUUGAGGUGGAGUUACGUAGGUUUGCAGAGUAUAUCAAUUACGGAUUGGAAUGUACUGUAUAAACAAGUGCCUAGACUAAAGUAUCAUUAUAUAUUACAAAUAAUAUUUAAUUACAGUUACUGUUAAUGUUAGUCCACAAUAUAGAUAUUACGCGAGGUCAUGGCAAUAUACGCGAGAUAAAAAUCUGUUAGAGAGGCGUGAGUUGGGGUGCUGGAGAGUGUGAAUUAUAACGGCUGCCUGAAAGGUUUUUGAACACUACCCAGCUCAAAAAUAAAAAUAACUGCACUGGAAAGGGCAUUCCUAAACCAGUCACAAUUUGAGAUCCCAGAAACCUUUACAGAUUUGAAUACCUCUCACGUGACAGUCAUUAUGGUCCCACAUCUCUCGAAAGCUUUUUGAUCUAUACACCAACUUACGUUAGAAUGCACAUAUCGGUUGAGAAUUACAGGCUAAUUGAAGGAAAUUUAAACAUCUUAAAAUCGUCAUAAUUGCCAUGACCCUUGUGUCUCAUAUGAGUGUUAUCAAAAUUCAAUUAUGUAUGAACGUUAUAAAAUCGAAAGUCGAAGUAUAAAUGUGCAGUUAAAUCUUUAAUAAAUUAUUGUAGUUGUAACGUAUCAUAGUGUUUAGAAGACUUCCAAAGCAAGUAAUAAUGUUGAAAAAUAGACAGCGUUAGGUAAGCUAAUAUUUUUUCAUAGUCCAAACAUAGCCUUCAGAUUGCACCAUUUAAAGUAUGUGACUAUUUUUUAUUGAUUACAAAUUAUAGUAAUUUAAAUAAAAUUACAACUUUAACCUUAAUAUGCACCAUGCGGUCUGAGAGACCAUUUUGAUUUUCUUAUUUUAUUUCAUUAAUUAUGAUAUCUUCCCUUAUCGGUUCCAAUGCGCUCUCAAUAAAUUAGAAAUGUAUGCUUUCAAAAUAGUACUUUCGA